Messenger RNA from Choloepus didactylus (southern two-toed sloth), 1560 nucleotides. RefSeq names its product carbohydrate sulfotransferase 9 (gene CHST9). Gene Ontology annotation, cellular component: membrane. The record is from RefSeq and is a predicted model, not a curated record. The coding region runs from base 236 to 1543 and encodes 435 amino acids. The transcript has 6 exons. Gene Ontology annotation, biological process: carbohydrate biosynthetic process; proteoglycan biosynthetic process. NCBI's taxonomy places the organism in Eukaryota, Metazoa, Chordata, Mammalia, Pilosa, Megalonychidae. Gene Ontology annotation, molecular function: sulfotransferase activity.
CGCGGCCCCGCGCUCCGGUCUCUCCGAGAGUUUGCCUAGGAGCGCCGGCAAGUUUCCUGCCGCAGCCCCGCUCCUGGAAAGCAGUACCUGGAGGCGCCCGGGCUCCCCUCCGCGCGCCGCGCGCCGCUCGCCAGUUUACUUUGUGGAAUGAAUGCUUAAGAGAACAAGGAAAGGAUUGAGAGAAUACGAGAGGCCAUGAUGUGCUCUUCUGAAAUGAGAACUGCAGUGCUCUGAAAUGGUCAUGAACCCCAAACAAGUGUUCCUGUCUGUGCUGAUAUUUGGGGUAGCCGGGCUACUCCUCUUCAUGUACUUGCAAGUCUGGAUUGAAGAACAGCAUACAGGGAGAAUGGAGAAGAAAAGUGAACAAAAAGCGACUCCAGGAUGGGGGCCGGUGAAUUACUGGCGGCCUGGACCCAGAAUCAUGACUAGAGAAAAAAUCCAGGAACAAAUCAUCAACCAGAAUCCUAGGUUCCACAUGUCUGAGGAUCCAAAGGAAAAAAAGGAAAGACUUCUAGUCAACUCUAAGAGUCCUGCUGGGGUGUUAACUAAAACCAGCCACUCACAAGGAGAGGACGAGGCUUUGAGUAAGACUACAGGGUCACUGACAACUAAGUUGAUUGAACAACAUCAAGGAACGAAGACCCUUUUCAAGAAGUUCAGCGAAAUGAGUUGGCCAUUGGACAUUCACCCUUUAAACAAAAGUUUACUCAAAGACAACAAAUGGAAGAAAACUGAUGCAACCCAAGAAAAACGCAGGUCUUUCCUUCAGGAGUUUUGCAGAAAAUAUGGUGGGGCGAAUCGUCUUCAAUCUUUUCAUAUGGUAUCCAGAAUCUAUGUAGAAGAUAAACACAAAAUCUUAUAUUGUGAGGUACCAAAAGCUGGCUGUUCCAACUGGAAAAGAAUCCUGAUGGUACUAAAUGGAUUGGCUUCCUCUGCAUACAACAUCUCCCAUGAUGCUGUCCACUAUGGGAAGCAUCUGAAAACACUAGAUAGCUUUGACUUAAAGGGGAUAUACACUCGUUUAAAUACGUACACCAAAGCUGUGUUUGUUCGUGAUCCUAUGGAAAGAUUAGUGUCAGCAUUUAGGGACAAAUUUGAACACCCCAAUAGUUACUACCAUCCAGUAUUUGGAAAGGCAAUUAUAAAGAAAUAUCGGCCAAAUGCCUGUGAAGAAUUAAAUAAUGGAUCCGGAGUCAAAUUCAAAGAGUUCAUCUAUUAUUUGCUGGAUUCCCACCGUCCAGUAGGAAUGGACAUUCACUGGGAAAAGGUCAGCAAACUCUGCUAUCCAUGUUUGAUCAAUUAUGAUUUUGUAGGGAAAUUUGAAACUUUGGAAGAAGAUACCAAUUACUUUUUACAACUGAUUGGUGCUCCGAAAGAGCUGAAAUUUCCAAACUUCAAGGACAGACACUCUUCAGAUGAAAGAACCAAUGCUCAAGUCGUGAGACAGUACUUAAAGAAUCUGACCAGAACUGAGAGACAGUUAAUCUAUGAUUUUUAUUACUUGGACUACUUGAUGUUUAAUUACACAACACCAUUUUUGUAAUUUGCAUUCAUUUUCUA